UUAAAACCACAAUUCCUCUACAAAUUAUUUGUUCUUUUAGUAUUAAAAAAAGAAAAGAAAAAAGGCCAAAUUCACGCAAAAUACAACGAGCAUUCUUUUUCAGUUUUUUGCUAAAAGAAAAAAAAGAAAAAGAAAAAAGAAUUACUUUCUCUCUCUCUCUCUCUCUCUCUCUCUCUCUCUCUCUAUUCUUCUCUUUUCUUGCUUUCUUUCCUUCCUCAUUCUGCAGCCCUAAUAUGAAAGCAAACAAUUCAAUCAAUUCAGUUUAUUUAUAACAUCAAAUUCAGCUGCGAUUAUCGUUUAGAUCUUUGCGCUAGCCUUGCUGUUCAGGAAUCAUGUCUCUUGCACGGCCUCACCGGCCACGAGAUGGUCAUUUCCGAAGUGAUGGUAGGUCGUCUUAUGGUAGAAUGAGAACGACAGCUGCUGCUAACUACGAGUGGAGCCACGAUCGCCCCUCCGAUUCAAACUUUUAUACGAAGAAUCACGGUUCAUCUUGUGACUUCUCUCGGGACUUCAUGCUGGAUAGACCUAAGUAUGAACAUGUCUGGCCUGAUGUUGUACCGCCUUCAAAGAGGAGGAAGGUCUUGGAUUUCUCUCAUGAAAGCACCGGCAGGCCCUAUCAACAAUCACUUAGUCAUGAAAAUGGUCUUGAAAAUCUUGCUGGCAUUUGGCAACAUGUGCCUCCUUUAUAUGCCACUGCUUACUGUAGUGUUCCUUCAGUCUGCAACAAUAGUUCAGCUGCAACAGCUGGAACCAGGCCCGAUGAUGCCAGUACUUACUCUUCAACUACCUCCAAGCGGGACCGCUCAAAGUAUGAGGAUGAUGAAGAAGUGGUUUUUAUGUCAAGAGACGAGAUAGAGAGGUGCUCUCCCUCAAGAAAAGAUGGCAUUGAUCUGAUGCAUGAGACACACCUGCGAUACUCGUACUGUGCCUUUCUUCAGAAUCUUGGAGUUCGGCUUGAUCUGCCACAGACCACUAUCGGAACUGCAAUGGUUGUAUGUCAUCGUUUUUUUGUUCGUCGCUCUCAUGCCUCUCAUGAUAGAUUCUUAAUAGCCACUGCUGCACUUUUCCUUGCCUCUAAGUCGGAAGAGACACCACGGCCUCUUAAUGAUGUACUCAAAGUAUCAUGUGAAACUUUCCACAAGCAGGAUUUCAUUGUGCUCUCUCACACAUUCCCUGUUGAUUGGUUUGAGCAAUAUCGUGAACGGAUUAUAGAUGCUGAACAGCUGAUUUUGACAACCUUAAAUUUUGAGCUAGGCGUGCAGCAUCCAUAUGAAUCUUUGACAUCUACUCUUGAAAAAUUAGGUUUCUCACAAUCCAUUUUGGUGAAUCUGGCAUUGAGCUUGGUCAGUGAAGGGGUCUAUAGAGGAUUAGCAUGCUCACCUUAUGAUAUUAAUAGCUGGCGGUUGAUGUGCUGUUCAUCAAAUGUUUUGUUUUUCAUCUGAAGUUGAAAUAGAGAUAUCAUGUGGAUGCCUUUUCCAUGCUGACACCUUAAUGACAUGCUCAUUGCCUAUAGAAGAUCAUGGAUGAAUCCAAUCUAAUAUUGCCAUUUAGGCAUUCUGAUUGGUGUUUGGGAAUCCUUAUGGGGAGCAUAUGUUUCCUAUUCACUCUAUUGCCACAUAGGAUGCCUAAGAACAGUCUCAGGAACUCAUUUCUUGCUGCAGUGCUUCUGCUGAUUGUCUACGAAGCAAGUCUUAUUUGCACAACUGGCUUUAUUUCAUCACUUCCUAAAAGACUUGUUUUCAUCACUUCCUAAAAAGACUUGCUUCGUAGACAUUAUCCACCUCCAAUUUCUCCAAGCCCUGCAAACAUACAUUGAAGAUAUUCUAAUUUGUUCGAAUCUUCUAAACAACCGUCCAUGCCUUCCAUUCCUCUAGACUACUUGUUUCAGCUUCAAAGUUUUUGUUUGAAAUUGGUCUAAUUUUCUGCAGUUUUAACAUUACUGUUGGAUAUAUAUGGUACAUGAACUCUGAAUCUAGGCUUCUAAAAGUAAAAUCAUAAGCUUAUCAAACAGCUUCAGACCUCUGUCCUUGGUCCGCUGUAUUGGGAAAUGAGUCUUAAUUGUUUGCAUUUGAAGAAAAUGAGACUGGGGAGGGGGGAGGACCAAGUUGAUUGAAAAUGCCUUGCUAUUUUUCAUUAUAAUUGUAUGCAUUCAAAACAAACAUUUGUAGUCUUAUAACAUGGUUUUGUUAAUUUA
Salvia miltiorrhiza (redroot sage) is the source of this 2194-nucleotide messenger RNA. RefSeq names its product cyclin-T1-4-like. The coding region runs from base 333 to 1442 and encodes 369 amino acids. The record is from RefSeq and is a predicted model, not a curated record. Gene Ontology annotation, molecular function: cyclin-dependent protein serine/threonine kinase activator activity. The transcript has 6 exons. Gene Ontology annotation, cellular component: cyclin/CDK positive transcription elongation factor complex; nucleus. Gene Ontology annotation, biological process: positive regulation of DNA-templated transcription, elongation; regulation of transcription by RNA polymerase II. NCBI's taxonomy places the organism in Eukaryota, Viridiplantae, Streptophyta, Magnoliopsida, Lamiales, Lamiaceae.